AAAAAAAAAAAAAACUGAAGUAGCGCAAGGCUUGUGAGGAAACGACAGAGACACAGAAGACUAAACCCAGUCUGAACCCUAUUGUCCCCGCGAAGAAGAGAGUGUUGGAAAAUGGUGGUGAGGAUUCGGCUUUCCCGGUUCGGGUGUAAGAACAAACCCUUCUAUCGAGUCAUGGCUGCUGAUAGCAGAUCCCCCAGAGAUGGCAAGCACCUCGAAGUUCUCGGUUACUACAAUCCCUUACCAGGUCAAGACGCUGGCAAGAGAAUGGGUCUCAACUUCGAAAGAGUCAAGUAUUGGCUUUCUGUUGGAGCUCAGCCUUCGGAACCGGUGGAGCGGCUUCUAUUCCGAGCUGGGGUACUGCCACCGCCACCGAUGGUGGCAAUGGGGCGGAAAGGUGGACCACGCGAUACUCGGCCUGUUGAUGCUCUAACUGGACGUGUCCUGAAUCAAGAUAAACCAGCUAAUGCUAAUAACAAUGGGCUUCAACAUGACACUCCUGAAAACUCCUAGAGUCUCUUUUUAGGAUAUUUUUUGUCCCUUUUUCGUUGAUGGUUUUAUUGGAGAUAUAUUUAUAGUAUCUAUUUUCCUGAUUAACUUUACUGAUCAACUGAAUAAAAUAAGAGCACGUUUAGAUUCAUGUCAUUUUUAGUUGGACGUGGAUUAGUGGAAGCAACAAUUAGUUGCUUUUGUACCAAUUUUGAUGUGAUUCUUAUUCAAACGUGGAUCUUGGAUGUGGAACCAAACAUGCACCAAGUACUGUUUUCUUGGGGGAUUUGA
Messenger RNA from Cajanus cajan (pigeon pea), 777 nucleotides. RefSeq names its product small ribosomal subunit protein bS16m/bS16c. Gene Ontology annotation, biological process: mitochondrial translation. NCBI's taxonomy places the organism in Eukaryota, Viridiplantae, Streptophyta, Magnoliopsida, Fabales, Fabaceae. Gene Ontology annotation, cellular component: ribosome; small ribosomal subunit. The record is from RefSeq and is a predicted model, not a curated record. Gene Ontology annotation, molecular function: structural constituent of ribosome.